CUAUUAUAUUGCACAAAGAAGAUGUAGAAACAAAUAAAUGUCCAAGAGUAGCCAAAGAAAUUUUAAAUAACAAGAAGAGUGUAUUAUUAUAAAGCUUUGGUAGCUAAGAGAAUUGGUAUUGGUGAAGACAGACAAACGAAUAAAUGGGAAAAAAUAAAGACUCCCCCCGCCCCCACAAAAAAAAAAACGAUGAAUCUAGAAUAUCUUGGUAUAUAAUAGAAGUGGCAUUACAAUCACAGGAGAACAAGCAGCUUAGAGAGCAGCAUCUUGGGAUGGAAUCUUGACAAAGCCAACAGGAGGCGAUCUUGUGACCUUCCUUAUAAACAGUAAACUGCUCGAAACGUAAAAAAAAGGCUCCGCCCUUCGUGGUUUCCUUAGACCCGGGACCGUUUCAAAGAUGUCAGCGCUUCCGGCCGCUAGGUGGCACCUGGAGGACAGCGGGCACCUGGGGACGCCGCAUGCGCAGUGCUCUUAGGUGUAACCGGAGGAUCCAGGCUCGCGCGCGCACCGGUUUGCGCGCAGCGGUCACCUGUGCCCAGAGCGCUCGCGCACGCGCACUUCCGCGCACACCUGUCAUCGCGCUGCCCGGGUGUUCCAAUUUCUCCGGGAGCCGCCGAGCCGACCCCGCGGUCCGCGAUGUCCGAGCUGCCCGCGGACAGCAAGGUCUCGCAGACGGACGCGGCGAGCGGCAAUAGCGACGUCCCGAGGGCCGAGGUAGGCGGCGGGAGGCGGGAGCCGGUCCCCUUCCCGGCGCGGCCUGCGGGGACGAGGACAGCUCCGAUGGCGGAGGCCGGGGAAGGUCCGAUGGCGGAGGCCGGGGAAUGUCCGAUGGCUGCUCUCGGGGCAGCUCCGAUGGCGGAGGCCAGAGAAGGUCCGAUGGCGGAGGCCGGGGCAGCUCCGAUGGCGGAGGCCAGAGAAGGUCCGAUGGCGGAGGCCGGGGUAGGUCCGAUGGCGGAGGCCAGAGAAGGUCCGAUGGCGGAGGCCAGGGAAAGUCCGAUGGCGGAGGCGAGGGCAGGUCCGAUGGCGGCGCCCAGGGAAGCCCAGAUGGCAGAGGUCGCCCGAUUGUUGGCAGAACCGGCGGAGGAAGAGGGUCCCGAGGGCAGGCCCAGGUCCGGGCCCGGGAACAGCCCAGGAGGCGCGGCCGCGUUGCCGUAUCUGCGCCUCCGCCCCCCGGUUAGCGCCGUGGGAAUGAGCCUCUCCCUGGACCAUCGCCCGCUCGCCCCGCGCAGGGUGCAGGAGCCCGCAGAACGCCGCAGGAGACUCGCCGACGCCUGCGCAGCGAGGGGAGCGGCGUUGGAUGCCCGGUAUCAGCGGAAUCCUCAGAGGAUGGAUUUUGAUCUCUUAACGUUUACUGUCGCUCUGACUGCGUCUGAAGUUAUCAAUCCUCUGAUAGAAGAACUCGGCUGUGACAAGUUUAUCCCCAGAGAAUAGUUUGGUGAUGGCAUUUGCUCCAGAAAGAACCUCCGUAUUCCAGACAGUCUUAGACCAAUCCUGUAACUUGAUUUUAACAAGUCAAAGGAUGUGAGAAUAAGGCAAUGCACAGUUGGCGGGGGGGAGACGAGGGGAAAAGGAAGCUUAUCAUGAAAAAGCAUCAGAAGAUAGAAAAAAAUCUCAAAGUGUUAGGACUAACGUUCUUGGAGUUUGUGACGGAUCCAGAUUCUUUUCCCUGCGUUGCGGAAAUGCCUUUAAAAUUGCUUCGCUACAAAAUGAAAGAUGGUUUUAUAAAAUUGAGACUUGAUGAAGAAAAAUGGCCAAUAAUAGAGCCCAUGAUGGUGAAAGAAAUUAUUUGGAUAGUAGUGAUCGGAAUAAGGGGCUGCCGCUGAGUUAUUCGGGCUGGAAGGCCGUGGAGAGAACUUGAAAUUGUCAGAAUAUGUUCUCUUCAUGGCAGAUUCCACAGAAGUUUUUAGUGUAAGGUUGGUUUUGUGUUUUCUGAGCCAUGUCAAAUGGCUAGCAAAGUAAAUAUUGUAUGUAUUACGUGAUAAAUCAUGUAUUCGGGGAUAUCUGAACUUUCUGGAUUUUUUUCUUGCAUUCAGUUUUUAAUUUUAUUUAAACUUUUUUGGGUAAAUAUUCACAAGCCCCAUAAUAUACAGUGACAAGUCUUCCAUCCCUGUCCCCUCCACCCGGUACCUGCCACAGCCCCCGUCUGGAACCACAGCUCCUCUUCUGUCCUUCCAGUUUCCUUACGGAUAUGCAAGCAAAUGCAAAUCUGGGUGGGUUUUCUUCUUCAUUUCCUCACAAAAAUGGGCAUAUUUUAUUUUCUGAUUUAUAUGUUGCUUUUUCAGUAAGAACGUAUCUUGAAGAUCCUUCCAAACCGCUGCAUUUGCUCUUCUUUUUUUUUUUAGAGCUGCAUUUUAUUCCGUUCUGUGGUUGUGCUGUAAUUUGCUUAAGCAAGAAUGUAUUGAUGGGCAUUUAGGUUGUUGCCCAUUUUUUUCUAUUGGCAAAAAGAAAUUGCUGUAAGAGUUAAUCUUCUGCACGUAUCACGUGGCAUGUGUACAGAUACAGUAUUGCUUCCUUCUAAAUGCAUUUUUCAUCUAUUGACAUCUCUGAAAUUGGGGUACAUCUUACAUUUCAUGGUGUAAUACAGCAUUUUCAUAAAAAUAAUGGUGUAUCUUAUAAUCGGCGGCUUCUUAGAUACUUUGUUAUAUAUAAUAUCUAUAGUAUGAAUUUCCAGCACCGAGAAUUUGGGGCUGAAGGUACUCAUUUGAAGUUUUAUAGAUGUUGUUAAGUUGCCUUUCCUGCAUGUUGUGCCACUUACUCUCUCAGCAGCAACUGAUGAACGUGACGUUUCCUAUGGUCUAGCCAACACAGUAAACCGGCAAAUGUCUGGAUUUUGCUAAUCUAUAUAGUUGAAAUAUGGUCUAUCAGUUUUAAUUUGCCUUUCUCUUAUGAACAAAGUUAAGUAUCUUUUCAUUUAAAAGUCAUAUAUAUUCGCUUUUCCGUGAACUAUCUGUUCAUAUCAUUAACCAUUUCUCUCCUGAAUAAUUUUGGGUUUUUUUAUUGAUUCUAGUAACUAUUUAUGUAGUGAUAUGAGAGAUGAUAAUAGCUUGUGAUGUGAGUUAUAUUUUUUCCCUUUAAGCAUGGAGAUUUUGGCUUUUGUUUUUGUUUCCGAUUUUCUUUAAAACCUUCUAGAUUUUGAAUCUCAGAGUUUUUAUGAUGCAUGUGUGUUAUUUCAUUGUUCAUAUUAGAAUCUUUAAACUAUUUGAAAUUUAUCCUGAUGUCCAGUAUAAGGUCAGGAUCCAAUUUUUUUUUAGAUGGCCACCUGAUUGCUCCAAAACCAGUUGCUAACUAGUCCAUCUUUUCCCCGCUGAGUUUUUUAAAGAUGCUUCUUCAUCUUAUACUAAACUGUGUUGAACUAGUGUUAAACUCUGCUAAAGUAGUGUUAAAUCUGGUGAUGCUGAAAUCCUCAUUUUCCUUCUUUUUCAGAGUGUUUCUGGCUAUUUUUGUUUACUUGUAUUACUAUGUCAACCUUAAAGUCAGCUUACGUUAUUUCAAACACAGCUUUUUUAUGAGAAUCAUAUCGUACUUCGUUGACUCAAGGGUAACUGCUCUCUUUGAGACAUUGAGUCUUCCUACCCAAAUGACCUCUUUUUCCAUUUUUUUUAAGACUUCCCUUUGUAUCCUUCAGGAGAGUGUUCAUGUCUGUCCUUAAUGUCCCUAAAGGAGAUCUUAGUCAUUUAGUCCCAGAUAUUUUCUUUUCUUUCUUUUAUUUAUUUAUUUUAUUUUAUUUUAUUUUAUUUAUUUAUUUUUUUAUUUUUUUUUUUUUUUUUUGCUGUAGUAAAUGAGGAUUAUUUUGGUUACAUUUUGUAAAAACUUGCCUGGGUAUUUGAAAAUAAUUGAUUUCUGCCUAUUUAUUUGGUAGCCUGUGAACAUACGGAAUUCUUUUAUUGUUUAUAGUAGUUUUCAUUGGGUUCUCUUAGCUGGAGAACAAGUCAUACGCAAAUAGUGAUAAUAUGGCCUCUUUUACAACUUUUAUGCCUGUAAUUUCUUCCUCCUUAUUAAUUCCCCGGCUAGUACCUUCCGUCUGAUGUAAAAUAGUGUGAAUGAUAGUGAAGCAUCCUUGUCUUGGUUCUCGUUUUAUGGAAAUUCUUCCAGUAUCCAUCUAUUGCUCUGUGUGUGUGUGUGUGCGCGCGCACGCGUGUGUUUUAUCAACAGUGGUUGUUGAAUUUUGUCAAAGGCCUUUUCCGAAUCUGUGAAGGUGACCCUAGGCUUAUUAUUCCAUCUGCCACCACAGUGAGUCACAUUUAGAGCUAUUGAUAACGUGUGGUUUGCAUUCUUCAAAUGAGCUUUAUUUACAAACGGAGUACAAUCCUUUUAAUGUGCUUCUGGAUCUCGGCUUCUUUUUUAAGGAUGUUUGCAUUCGUAUUCAUAAGUGAGAUUGCUGUGUCGUUUUCUAGUGGAGUAUUUGUUACUAUUAGAUAUUAAUGCUAUUGCAUCAAAUAAAUUAUUUGUAAGUUUU
Equus caballus (horse) is the source of this 4456-nucleotide messenger RNA. Its product is annotated as EP300-interacting inhibitor of differentiation 2. Gene Ontology annotation, molecular function: transcription corepressor activity. The record is from RefSeq and is a predicted model, not a curated record. Gene Ontology annotation, biological process: negative regulation of DNA-templated transcription. Gene Ontology annotation, cellular component: nucleoplasm. NCBI's taxonomy places the organism in Eukaryota, Metazoa, Chordata, Mammalia, Perissodactyla, Equidae.